GGGCUUUAUAAUAAAACUACAGUCCUGCUUGUCAGCUUUAAACCAUUGUCAACCCAGACGCACAGCAGCAGCAGCAGCAGCCUGGUGGUGUUUAAUUUCACUGCUCCAGCAUGACCUCAGACAUUACCACAGACUUGGAUCUGGAGCUGGACGAGUUGCUGCAGGAGUUCCAGGAUGUGGUGGAGGAGCUGAAGGCCCCUUCUCAGAGCAAACCUCAUGCUUACCAGCACGUCUUGCAGGAGGCCAAAAGUCGCACAGGGCUGGGGGACGACAGUGGAGUUGAGGACUCGGAUUACAGCAGCGAAGCUUCUUUGGGAAACAGUUUGAACACCAGCGAGGAGGAGCUCCACACAGCAGGCAUAACGCUGGCACCGAAAGCCAAGCUGGGAGACACAAGGGAACUUGAGAGUUUUAUCGACAUGUUGGACCAAGAACUUGCAGAGAUGUGAACAGAGAGAGAGCGAAACAGAGCCACGUAGAGGGGGGAGAAACAGGCCGGGGGCGACAUGGCUGGCUACUGCCAAGCAGACAGGCGGAUCUACACCAGAGCCGAUCUGAGGGAACAAAUGCUCCCCUGGCUUCUCCAGGGGAAAAGGUUAACAUUAGAAAUUAAAAGGGCACUCCAUUCCUAAAUGCAGGAACACCCCCAGACUCCUGGCGACGCCACGUCCAGCCAGGAAGACGACCUCCCUGAAGAGUCCGAUCCGAGAUGUGCGACAUAUUCCUGAAACUAGACAAAGCCUCCAUCUGUCCGGGAGUACGAGAAAGCGCUGCCCAGAGUAUAGAAAGCAUGUUUGUGCCACAUGUAAAUUUCCAAUAAGUACUGUGCCAGUAAAGGGCCCUAAAUCUUCAGUGCUAUAUAUUUUUUUUAAGGAGGCUGUUGCAAAUUAUAGAUGGUACUUUAAUUUUAAACUCAUUUAAAGUCCAAGAGGUUCAGAUCUGCUGUGCAAUAGGUUGUAAUAGGUAAUAAAAGUUGUUUAUGUGCUGACAUUUCCAGUGUACAGUUCUUGUUAAUAUUCUUUUUAUAUAUAAAUAGUUGUACAGAUGAAUGCACAUAUAAAUAAAGCUACAUUUUGAUUGAAUUUCA
Cottoperca gobio is the source of this 1087-nucleotide messenger RNA. Its product is annotated as regulator of cell cycle RGCC. Bases 111 to 449 code for a protein of 112 amino acids. The transcript is spliced from 5 exons. The record is from RefSeq and is a predicted model, not a curated record. Gene Ontology annotation, biological process: regulation of cell cycle. Lineage: Eukaryota; Metazoa; Chordata; Actinopteri; Perciformes; Bovichtidae.